Myodes glareolus (Bank vole) is the source of this 3306-nucleotide messenger RNA. RefSeq names its product cytokine dependent hematopoietic cell linker (gene Clnk). The record is from RefSeq and is a predicted model, not a curated record. NCBI's taxonomy places the organism in Eukaryota, Metazoa, Chordata, Mammalia, Rodentia, Cricetidae. Gene Ontology annotation, biological process: intracellular signal transduction; cell surface receptor protein tyrosine kinase signaling pathway.
CUGCUGCCACGUGUUCUGAUUCUUAUGAAGGGCUGCACAAAGAAUCUGUAUGACUUAAGGUCAACUUUGAGUGGUGGGACCUCAGCCUCCACACCUUCAAGGCUAGCACCACAACUCAUAAAGAGGAAGUCUGGCCUGCUGCGAGGCCAGACUGCCCAGCUCUGUGGCUUCAUUUCUCAGGAAACCAAAACUAACAGGCUGAGCUGAAGACCCCUCUCAUUUGCCAGAUGCCGAGGACAAUGAAUAACCAGGGCAAUAAAAGGACAACAAAAGAAGGAUUCAGUGAUUUGAGAUUCCAGAACUUCUCUCUGCUGAAAAAUAGGUCAUGGCUGCGCCUCAGCAGUACCAAAGGACGAUGUCGGGUGGUCCUCGAACCUCUUCCAGAUCAUAGAAGGAACUUGGCUGCAGCCAUGGAUGAAGGAAAAUGCCACAGCGACGACGAUGACUAUGAAGACCCUGAGCUUCAGCUGCCCAAGGCAUGGCCAUCGAUGAAAAUUUUACCAGCCAGACCUAUACAGGAAUCGGAAUAUGCAGAUACACGCUAUUUCAAGAAUAUGAUGGAGGCCCCCCUUUUGUUACCCCCCAAGGCUUCUGUCCCCACUGGGAAGCAAUCCUGGAAUGCAGGGAUGAGGCGACAGGAAGAGGUUUUUCACAGGGACAAGGCCAUCUCUAAGGAUGUCAGAAGCCAGCACUUUAAAGGGUUGAAAUGCACAGAGGAGAACAAGACUCCUGUGCCGCCUCCACGGCCCACCAUCACCCUCCCCAAGAAGUAUCAACCCUUGCCUCCAGCACCACCAGAGAUCAGUGCACACUUCUCUCCGAGACAUGGCUUUCCAGAAGUCCAGAGGGGUCUCAGGCAGAUCAGCUCUAAAGACGUCUGUGAGGUCCUUGGAGCAGAAGAAGGAUCUUAUCACCAGGAAAAGCCAGGACCUUCUCAUCCAUCACAAAACCAAACCACAGAGAAGAGCCCACCAGCCAUCACCAGCUCUUCCUACGUGCCAGCGAAGCACAGUGUACACGUCAGAGGCCAUCCAGACACCACGCAACGCUGUCUGCCUCAGAGACGCCAAACUGCAGCCAGGCACGGCCCCCAUAAUCAAGUGUUGCCCUAUGAAAACACAAACCCAGGAAAACCUGUCCCCGCCAAGCCUGAUGAAAAGGAUGUCCAGCAGAAUGAAUGGUACAUCGGAGAAUACAGUCGCCAGGCAGUAGAAGAGGCGCUGAUGAAGGAGAAGAAGGAUGGUACCUUUUUGGUCCGAGAUUGUUCCACAAAAUCCAAGGCAGAACCCUAUGUUUUGGUGGUGUUUUAUGGGAACAAAGUCUACAAUGUGAAAAUUCGCUUUCUAGAGAGCAAUCAGCAGUUUGCCCUGGGGACAGGACUCAGAGGAAAUGAGAUGUUUGAUUCUGUGGAAGACAUCAUUGAAUACUACAAGCGUUUCCCCAUCAUACUAAUCGAUGGAAAAGACAAGGCCGGUGUGCACAGGCAGCAGUGCUAUCUCACCCAGCCCCUGCCUCUCGGCAGGCUUCCACUGACUCCGUACUCCAGCCAGGCACUUCAUGAGUAAGCAGCCUAGCCAGGUAUUUCCACAUCAGCCGCCUGGACCGUGGCUCAUCCUCAGCUCAAAGGAUUCAACGCUUCUACCAUCUGCAUUUAUCACAAAUUAUAUUGUCUGUGCCUUCAAACGAUGGCUUUCUUGACUCUGUAAAAAAAAAUCUGUAAUAGAACUUGAGAGCUCAAUUAUGGCUUGAAAGCUUGAGUCAUAGAAGAAAUAUGUGCAAUCUGCAAAAAAGAAAAAUCAAACCUAGGUUUUAAAAAGAAUUUUCUAAAUGGGAAACUGUAGACAUGGUUAUCAUACAUUAGCGAUGAGUAGCUAAUGCAACAAGAUCUGACAAUUUCGAUGUUUGUAGCAGGUGUGAGAUCCCCAAACUGCUACUCAGUGGAGGACAUCAGGCUGACCUCAGUUCAGAACGUCUUGCCCUAGAAUGCUAUUUUUUGGAUGCUGAGGAUGACAAUGAAUGUUAUUUAGUUCUAUUUAUCUGUAAUCCUUGAAAUUCAAAUACUGGAAAGAGAUGUGGUAUGAGAGAAAAAAAAAAGCCAUUGUGAAUAUCAGCCUGCAGACAGAGAGAAGAAAUAAGGGGACCAUGAUGUGAAAUGGCCAGAGGCCCAGAUGUCAGCCUACUUUCUGAACGGUGACGUUCAUGGAACUAGCAGAUCCAUAGCGAGGAACACAGAGCUCACCCCAAUCAUAAAGCAAGCAUUCAUUUGAGUUACAGCGACAAUGUUUUGAGCAGUUUAAUGAUACGUUUCCAUUACAGGAAGGGAAGAACUGUCCUCAGAAGAGUACUGAUAGUUACAACAGCAAAGCACAUCAUGGCAUUGUCUCUUCUCAGGCAGUGUAUUCCUACUUUAUAACACAGAUGAGGCAGGGGCAUUCAAAGAUCUCAUUUAGUGUAAGAAGAGAGCCUGGAUCAUAACCCAGUUUGUCUGUUCCAUGUCUCUGCGUCAUCCCAGAUAUAUUCUCUACUCUAUGGGCUUUUAUAAUUGAGCUAUGAGCUCUUAUAAUUAAAGUUGUACUUUAACAAUACAUAUUUAUCCACCUUAAAUGCUUAUAGUACACUUAGUUCACCAAAAUAAGGUGUCAUUGAAUAAAUAGGUAUACCAUACGCCAUGGCUUCAAUUAUUACCAAAUACCACAUGUAAAAUUCAUGGAGCAUUUAUGAAAUUUGAGUUUUCAUGAAGAAAUAAAACUAGCUAGAGGACAGGAGAAUGUAGUUAAGUUGGCAGAAAGCACACCCAGCCCUAGGUUAAAUUCCCAGCACUGUAUAAAACCGAGUGUGGUGGUACAGACCUGUAAGCUCAGCACCUGGGAAGUAGAGGCAGUGUGUGUGUGGGGGGUCAGAAUCUCAAGGUCAUCCAUGACUAUACAGCAAAUUCAAGGCCAUCCAGGAUUACAUAAGACAGUGCCUCCAAAAGAGAGAGAGUGAAAAGGUAAGAGAAUCAAAUGCAAACAGAACAAGCAAUUUCUAGCAUUGUUUUGUAAAAUGGUGGCAGGCAAGAUGCUCUCUGUAGGAAGAUCCAGACCAGAGUUUGCCCAUAGACUAGAGCAUCAUGCUGAGCAGAAAGGGCUGGGUCCUGGUGCCUCAUCAUGUCAACUCACUGGCUGGAGAUCUGAGCUUUGAACUCUGUAACAGACACAGAAAUUACUUGCCAGGGACUUGUCCACUGAAUUGCUGGGCAACAUUCCUGUGUUUACUAUUUCCAGUGUCUGUUACAAUGAGGUGUUCUGUUGCAAUUGAUGACUAAGG